Messenger RNA from Lobosporangium transversale, 708 nucleotides. RefSeq lists its product as hypothetical. The coding region runs from base 1 to 708 and encodes 235 amino acids. Gene Ontology annotation, cellular component: cytosol; nucleus; perinuclear region of cytoplasm. Lineage: Eukaryota; Fungi; Mortierellomycota; Mortierellomycetes; Mortierellales; Mortierellaceae. Gene Ontology annotation, molecular function: GTPase activator activity; small GTPase binding. The transcript has a single exon. Gene Ontology annotation, biological process: nucleocytoplasmic transport; activation of GTPase activity. The record is from RefSeq and is a predicted model, not a curated record.
AUGACUUUGACCAGCUUGGAUUUGAAAAGCAACUCCAUUGAAGAUAAAGGGGCUCUAGCACUCUCGGAGGCACUCAAGGUUAAUAGGUCUUUGGCUACUUUAGACUUGAGAGACAAUCCGAUUGAGAAGGAAGGAGUCCUGGCGCUUUUAGGCGCGCUCAGAACAAGCCCAACAUUGACUACCUUGGGCCUGCAGAGCACUUUAAUUGAGGAAGAACUGUCGGAGGUACUCAAAGGCAACGCGACAUCCGCCACUCUGAAAUUGAGUUACAGUUCGAUUCGGAAUGAAAUAAUUCUGGUACUAGCAGAAACACUUAAGACAAACGCGACAUUGACUAGUUUGCUCUUGCGGGGCAAAUCAAUUGGGACUGAAGGAGCUCUAGCACUGUCAGAGGCACUCAAGACAAAUAUGACCUUGGCCAAUCUGGACUUGGAGAACAACUCAAUUGGGAAUGAAGGAGCUCUGGCACUGUCAGAGGCACUCAAGACAAACACGACUUUGACCAAUUUGAACUUGAAUGACAGCUCAAUUGGGAAUGGAGGAGCUCUGGCACUUUCAGAGGCACUCAAGACAAAUAUGACCUUGGCCAAUCUGUACUUGGAGAGCAACUCAAUUGGGAAGGAGAACUGGCACUGUCUGAGACGCGCAGAUGGAGAAAAGAACAGAAUAGAACACGUACAUUUAAAUUGCUGUAUUGAGGAGAAAUGA